UUCCACACUAAAAUUUGUUCAAAUUGAAUUUAAAAAGAUUUUUUUUGACAAAAGAUAAUGUUCCAAUAUAAUGAAAUUAAUGAUUUCUUCGAUAAAUGUCGGUGCUGUCUUAAAAAUAUUGAUCAGAACAAACAGAGUAUCAUAAUUACAAAUACAAUUCGCCAGCAGUUCUACGAUCUAACUCAAAUAUCGCUGGAUCUUUCAUCAGCUAAUUACUCGCAAAAUUUAUGUGAAGGAUGUAGCAACAAUCUUCAAAUCUUCACAAACUGGAGACAAGAGUUCAUUACAAACCAGAUAUUUCUAGAUGAUUUGCAGCAAAAGGCAAUAAAUGAAGAAAAUCAGAUUACUGACUUUACGCAAGAAAUUCAAGUCAAAGUAGAGCCACUGGAUGUGCUUCAUGAAAUUAAUGAAGAUGAUUUCGAUGACUUUUUUCAGGAACUGCCAAUCAAAAAUGAAAUUAUUAAACCAACUGAGAUUCAUUCCUGUAAAUAUUGCUCUUUAAAAUUCAGUGAUACUAAGCUUCUAGAAAAUCAUUGGGUCAACAAACAUAAGGCACAUCUUACAUCUAGUGAAGUAAGAGACAUCCGAAAGAGAAGAAUCGAUGAUAGAAAAUUAGUAUGUCCAGAAUGUGGCAUCAGAACUCAUUAUAUUAAAAAUCAUAUGGAAAGGAUGCACUUAAAAGUCAAAAGAUUCUUUUGUGAUCAUUGCGAUCAUUCAUCAUUCCAUAAAAGUGAACUUGAAUUCCACAUGAUGAAACAUAAAGAUCCAAUAUUUGUAUGUGACUAUUGUAGCCAUAAAUUUAGACGAAAGAUGGCUCUAAAGAUUCAUAUCAGAAGGAUACAUUUACGGAUUCGAGAUGAAAAGAAGUACAAUCGAAACUUGUUGCCAAAAUCUCAAAGAAAAGGCGUAGGUGAUGAAGAUACUGUCAGAAUUCAAUGCGAGCAUUGUGAUAAGGACUUUCUAAGAUCAUACAUUAAAUCACAUAUCGAGCAAGUACAUACAUUAAGUGCAACUGGAGAAAAAUGUACAGUAUGCAACAAAAUAUUUAAAAAUAAGCGAGCAUUACUGUAUCAUAAACGGAAUCAUAAGGAGAAAAUCUUUAAAUGUGACUAUCCUAAUUGUGACAAAGCAUAUUUUAUAGAAACGCGAUUAAAUUAUCAUCGAAGUGUCCAUAAAAAUAUUAGAGUCUUUAAAUGCUUUUAUGAGGGUUGCGAUAAAUCCUAUUUUAUAAAAAGAGUACUUAAUAUGCACAUUGCACUAUUUCAUGAGAAAUACACACUAAACUGUCCAGUUGAAUUGUGCAAAUUUUCUGUUGGUCGCAAAGACUAUAUGAGAAAUCAUAUGAAUAAGCAGCAUAAAGACUUACCUAGCGAUAUUUUGAGCUAUUAUUCCGAACAAGUCAAAGAAAUGCCGCUGUGGUAAAAUUUCAUGCUGAACUGUUUAAUUCAAAAUAAAAUUUUAAUAGUUUACAUUCUAUUUAUUGGUUAUUAGUGUCAACUGAUUGUUUUGUCAAAUGACAUCUCUUAACCGUUAAUUUUGGUAAACAUGU
Molecule: messenger RNA, 1549 nt
Organism: Chironomus riparius
Lineage: Eukaryota; Metazoa; Arthropoda; Insecta; Diptera; Chironomidae
Source: the annotation of a GenBank genome assembly